Molecule: messenger RNA, 1422 nt
Organism: Botrytis byssoidea
Lineage: Eukaryota; Fungi; Ascomycota; Leotiomycetes; Helotiales; Sclerotiniaceae
Exons: 3
Coding region: 1-1422 (473 amino acids)
Source: RefSeq, a predicted model, not a curated record
AUGAAUAACGCACCACCAAGACACCAGCCGAAUGGCGAACCAUCGCGUCGAUCAUCAAAUGUCCAAAAUAUCAAUACAUCAACGAAAAAUGACAAAGGAGAUACUGCACAGCUUUCUCAAGAUCCGAAGCGGAAGACCCGAGCAGUCGAAAUUCCGAAUCGUCAAUCUACAAUCCAAUCUCGUGCAAAACUUGGUGCUUCGAAAGUCUCAAUUGAUCAAGAAUCCGAUGUGGAGGAUACAGAUUCUGACGAAUCUCUCGAGAAUUUAGUCACCACCGGCAGAAGAGCUAAACCUUCCAAAUUCGAAAGAAACGGAAAGAAGAAUGGGAAGAAGGGAAACAUGGUACUGGAGGAAGAUAUAUACGAGGAUGAAACUUCUAGUGAGAAAUCAGAUCAAUCUUCACCAAAUUCAUCGCCAAGAGGUAUCGCACUUCCAUCCGAUGAUGGAACACCUGAGCUUGGUGAUGAAUAUGUCACUAAAACCACCUCAUCGUUUCCUGAAUGGACGGAAGAAGAUCAAAUCUUAUUAGAUUGCACAUAUGAUUAUGAGCUUGCCCUAUGGCGGAGGACACGGGUACUUUUCAAUUGUGCUCCAUUCGAUCUUUUUCCAACGGGAAUCAAAGCGACUAGUGAUCAUUGGGAAGGUUAUAAGUACAAAGAUGAAUUCAUCAAGAAUGAAAGUUCACUGACCAUUCCAUUCUGCAAAUCGUUUUGUACAUUGGUCUGCUUCCCACACUUCGAUGAUGACAUAGAAUUCGUCAAGUACGCCUUGUCUACCGCCCUAAAGGCUAGAUGCGAAGAUCAAAUUCCGAAUGCUUUGGAGGGAAUGAACACUUGGUCGACUUUCACAGCUCAAUACGAUGGCCUUUUCGAGGAUAUGAAUAGAGCUGAGAUCUACUUCACACAAGCCCAAAGGUUGACUUUCAAAAAGAUACUCGCCUCCCGCACAUCACUUCUCGGACUCCCCAGAAACUCUGCUUUUGUGGACACGAAAAUCUUCAAGGAAAUUCUGAAAUCUACAAGGACUGCAAAGGAAAAAGGCGAUUCGAUCCACCUCUUGAAUGGAGACAUACAAAACGUCAUCAAAGCUUGGGACAUAUGGAAUAAGGAUUCAAAGAAGAAUAUUCCUUCCAUGGAAGAGUCAAAAGAUUCUUGGCAGAAAGGAAAUGGUAAAGCAAUGAAGGUACCUAGGGGGAUAGUUCUGGGUUGGAAGAAGGAUUGGAUUCUCGAGAAGAGGCGCCGUGAUGCUAUCGAUAUGAAUGAAGGAAAUUUGGGUAUUGAGGAUGGCGUUAUCAUUUCGGAAGAUGAGAAUACGGCCGAGGAUGAUGAAGAGAAUCAGAGGUUAGAGGAAAUUGAGAAAAAGAUAUUGGAGAUUGAAAAGAAGCGAUUAGAAAUGCAUGGAGACAAAAGAGGCAAGGUAUGA